Exophiala oligosperma is the source of this 1905-nucleotide messenger RNA. RefSeq lists its product as uncharacterized. The transcript has 3 exons. The coding region runs from base 1 to 1905 and encodes 634 amino acids. Gene Ontology annotation, molecular function: sulfate transmembrane transporter activity. Lineage: Eukaryota; Fungi; Ascomycota; Eurotiomycetes; Chaetothyriales; Herpotrichiellaceae. Gene Ontology annotation, cellular component: membrane. The record is from RefSeq and is a predicted model, not a curated record. Gene Ontology annotation, biological process: transmembrane transport.
AUGGCUGAUCAGCAAACGAGCGAAAACCACCACCUUCUUGGCCUUUCCCUGGACCGAACACCCACAUAUACCUAUGGUUCGAUACCCAAACCCCAUCGAAAGAACCCCUUUGCGGCGUCGUCUGAGUCGGUAUUGCGACGAUGGAUAGCAAGGGUUGGGUCGCAAUCCAGAACAUUUCUCCCUUGCACUCAGUGGGUACCUCAUUACAGAUGGGAAUACCUCUCAGGCGACUUUAUGGGAGCGGCAACGGUGGCAGCCAUCUACGCACCACUGUCUGUUUCAUUUGCUUUCAUGAGCCAUGCCCAUCCGACCAGUGGUAUGCUGUCAUUUGUAAUAUGCAGCCUCGUCUAUGCACUACUAGGUCAUUGUCCACAGAUGAUUAUUGGUCCAGAAGCCCCAGGCUCCCUGCUCGUUGGCAUAGCAGUGCGUUUGGCAGGCACAGGCAGCACGGGGAACGAUCCGGUACGGGACGCUCAAUUUGCAGGAGCCGUCACCUCCGCCGCAGGGACGGUACUUCUGGUUGCGGGGCUAGGCCGCCUCGGCUUUCUGAGCUGUAUCCUCCACCGUCCAUUCAUGAGAGGGUUUGUUCUCUCCUUGGGCUUAGGGGUUGUCGUCGAACAGACCACACCGGCGUUGAGGCUGCCAAACUCGACAUCAACGCUGGGGCCGCAGGCCAGUAUUGCGAAGAAGGUCGGGCUGAUAACCGACCAGCUCAAGCAUCUUCACUCGCUCUCAGCCAUGUUAUCAAUAACAAGUCUGAUAGGGGUCCUGAUAUGCAGAUGGGCCAAGGUAUCCUUGAAACGCCGAUGGCCUUCAGUGGUCCUCAUCCCGGACAGAUUACUGAUAGUCCUCUUAGCCGCCUUACUGACAUCGGCCUGCAAAUGGUCGGACCAGGGCCUCGAGGUCUUGGGGGAGCUCCAGCCCAUCCACUUGGAUAGCCAAUCCUUUCAAUGGCCAUUCCAGGUGCAGAACAUCGAGCCCUUGACAAAAACCAUCGGGGCCUGGUUCACACUCGCCAUGACUGGACUUUUCGAAUCCAUGUUGAUCAUCGAGACUCUCAGAAAAACCGCAAAGAAAUCCCACGCCAAAGGCUUUCGUUCUGACAUGAACCAGGAGCUGGUCGCCCUAGGUACGGCCAAUGCAUUGGCCGGCUGUUUCCAAGCCAUUCCGGCAUUUGGAGGGUAUGGUCGAAGCAAGCUCAAUGUCGCUGCCGGCGGGAAAACUCCAAUGAGCAGUGUUUUCCUCGGUCUCAUGAUCUCAUGCUGCAUGGGGUUUCUUCUUCCCGCCUUCUACUAUGUGCCCCGGUGUGUGCUCGCCGCACUUUUGUUUGAGGUAGGCCUUUCAAUGAUGGAGGAAUGUCCGGCAGAUGUCGCCUUUUCCCUCAAGAUGCGUGGCUGGUCGGAGCUGCUCAUCAUGAUACUCGUCGUUUGCGCAUCGGUCUUCAUUUCAAUCUCAUCUGGGAUGAUGUUGGGCUUGACACUUUCCCUGCUGAGCUUGGUUCGGUCCUCAACCAAAGUCAAGAUCUCCGAAGGGACACGCCUGGAACGUGAAAUUAUCACCAAACUCGAGCAGCAAGGCUUCGAAAACGAGCAUCGAAAACGGGCCCAAGGAAACAUCCUCUUGUUAAAAUUCACUCAGACAGUGACCAUGGACAAUUGCGCCGCGCAAACGCUUCUGGAAAUCGUCGAGGAUCGCGUGGAACAAGGGGUCAGAGUUUUGUUCUUCUGCAGCGCGGCUUCGGAGAAUUGCAGCCUGAUUCUGGAGAAGUUGAGUUUGAGCGGGAUCUUGAAGCAAUGUGGGGGACCUGGUUCGUUCUUGAGUAGCGAGGAGGAUGUGAUGACCGCGAUUGAGCAGGUCGAAAGGGGAGAGAUGCUUGGAGAUCAGGGAAGUAUGAUAGAUGUGUAG